Molecule: messenger RNA, 1245 nt
Organism: Canis lupus familiaris (dog)
Lineage: Eukaryota; Metazoa; Chordata; Mammalia; Carnivora; Canidae
Product: armadillo repeat-containing protein 4
Exons: 6
Coding region: 52-1125 (357 amino acids)
Molecular function (GO): protein binding
Source: RefSeq, a predicted model, not a curated record
UGCGUUUCGUAGGGAGGAAAUCAGACAGCUACAGUGAUUGCAUUGCGUUCAAUGAAAGAUUUCAACUUGGCGCAAGAGACCUGCCAGUUGGCAAUCAGAGAUGUUGGAGGCCUUGAAGUUUUGAUAAAUUUACUGGAUACUGAUGAAGUCAAAUGUAAGAUUGGUUCAUUAAAAAUCCUAAAGGAAAUCAGUCAUAAUCCUCAAAUCAGACGUAAUAUUGUUGACCUUGGGGGCUUACCAGUUAUGGUUAAUAUACUUGAUUCUCCACAUAAGAGUCUGAAAUGCCUGGCAGCUGAGACAAUCGCAAAUGUUGCCAAGUUUAGAAGAGCCCGACGGGCAGUGAGACACCAUGGAGGCAUUACCAAACUGGUCGCUUUACUGGACUGUGCACAGAGUUCAGCAAAACCAGCUCAAUCAAGUCUGUAUGAUGCCAGAGACGUGGAAGUAGCUCGCUGUGGGGCACUGGCAUUAUGGAGCUGUAGUAAGAGUAAUGCAAAUAAAGAAGCCAUUCGUCAAGCCGGCGGCAUUCCUUUGUUGGCUCACUUACUGAAGACUUCUCAUGAAAACAUGCUAAUUCCAGUGGUGGGGACAUUGCAAGAAUGUGCAUCAGAGGAAAACUACCGAGCUGCAAUCAAAGCAGAAAGGAUAAUUGAAAAUCUAGUCAAGAACCUAAAUAGUGAGAAUGAACAACUACAGGAACAGUGUGCCAUGGCCAUCUACCAGUGUGCUGAGGAUAAGGAAACCCGUGACCUGGUUAGACUGCAUGGAGGACUUAAACCCCUGGCCAGUCUGCUCAAUAACACUGACAAUAAAGAACGGUUGGCUGCUGUCACUGGGGCAAUAUGGAAAUGUUCCAUCAGCAAAGAGAAUGCGACCAAGUUUCGAGAAUACGAGGCCAUUGAAACUUUGGUGGGACUUUUAACUGACCAGCCUGAAGAAGUACUUGUGAAUGUGGUUGGUGCAUUGGGAGAAUGUUGUCAGGAAUAUGAAAACCGUGUCCUUGUCCGGAAAUGUGGUGGCCUUCAACCACUCGUAAACCUCCUUGUUGGAAUAAACCAAACUCUUCUUGUCAAUGUCACAAAAGCAGUUGGUGCUUGUGCAGUAGAACCUGAAAGUAUGAUGUAAGUAGCUUCACAACUGAAAGAUUUUAUUUGAGAGUGUUAGGGGAAAUGCUCAGGUCAUAAUAGAAUAGUGUCAUCACUUAGAAUUGGCGUGCAUAAAUGGUGAAAAAGUAAAAUGGAUUUA